AUGGGUGAGAGGCUUCUUAAGCGGGCCCAACCUCAUGCCCAAUCUGCUGCUCUGAUGACCCCUGCUAUGUGGGGAAAGGUCAAGAGCACCGUCAUGGAGGUGGACAAAUGUGUCCACACCUUAACUGAGAGCUUUGAGCCCUUUGCGCCCAAAGCUUGCCCCAGCGAUCAGCUACUGGACCACUACGCAGACUGUCUCCACUUUGACGAGCGUGAUCCUACCCAGGAUAGGCGCCCAUACCUAGAUGAGCUCACAUCUGUAGCUGCCACUCUGAAGUAUAAAAAAUGGACAGUUGUCCAACAAAGGUUAUACAUCAGAGUGCACAACUAUCCUCCUGGACAACUGUCUAUUAUGCACAGUUGUAGAGUGAUAUAG
This is a messenger RNA of Cyclocybe aegerita, 375 nucleotides long. Lineage: Eukaryota; Fungi; Basidiomycota; Agaricomycetes; Agaricales; Hemipholiotaceae. The record is from the annotation of a GenBank genome assembly.